Scylla paramamosain (green mud crab) is the source of this 1731-nucleotide messenger RNA. Its product is annotated as probable glutamate receptor. The coding region runs from base 167 to 1564 and encodes 465 amino acids. The record is from RefSeq and is a predicted model, not a curated record. NCBI's taxonomy places the organism in Eukaryota, Metazoa, Arthropoda, Malacostraca, Decapoda, Portunidae. Gene Ontology annotation, molecular function: ligand-gated monoatomic ion channel activity. The transcript is spliced from 10 exons. Gene Ontology annotation, cellular component: membrane.
UUCCCAAUUGUGAGAACCACUGCGAGACCAGGCCGUGUGUGUGUGUGUGUGUGUGUGACAGCAGUAUCGCAGCAUAACAGUAUCGAAAGGAGGCCGCCUCCAUGUGCUGCAUUCACGACGUGCUUCUGACCGCCAGAGUUACCAUAGACCACAACGGGAACUCAGAAUGGUGCAGUCGCUGCAAGAGGUCCUGGCUGACCCUGAGGUGCUGCAAGGCCUCAACCUGAAUCCAGCCUCCUUCAGGUUCCCAAGCAGUCCCUUGGUGGUGGCAUCGGCGGUUCACUGGCCACCACAUAUAGCAGUGACCCGCGGCACCGACGGUGUCCUAACACUCUCUUUAGCCAUGGGCAACGUGAUGCAAGUGCUCACUCAGACGCUUAAUUUCACGUACAGCGUCAUAACACCUGAAGAUCAAUCGUGGGGUUCAGAGCUACCUAAUGGCUCCUGGACGGGCAUGAUAGGCCAAGUAGUUGAGAAGGAGGCGGACAUAGCCUUGGGUCCCUUCGGCAUCAAACUGAGCAGAAGCAGAGUGGUGGACUUCACUGAAUCACUUUAUUUCGAUGACCGAGCUAUUCUGGCGAAGAAAGGAGAGCCAGAAAUUGACCCCUGGGGUUUCCUGUAUCCUCUGACGGACUCAGUGUGGGCGGCGCUGGCAGGUGGCCUGGUGGUGGUGUGGCUGACGCUGGGGAUGAUGAGUCACCGUCCCAAGGUUGCUACUCUCCUGGACUGGUCUAUAGAACUGCUACUAGAGAAUAUGCGUGUCUUUCUCAAUCAAGACGUUAAGGAUUCAUUGCUGUUGGGCUCGUUGAAAGUCCGAACUGUGUUGGGGUCGUGGAUGGUGGGGGCUGCCGUGGUGUACUGGGGCUACUCGGGCAACCUCACGUCCCUGCUGGCGGUGCGGCACAUCCCUCAACCCAUCCAGACUCUCAGGGACCUGAUUGACGACCCUGCUGUGACCGUUAUUAUGAAACCAAACACCAUCGUCACGGACACCAUCUCAAAAAUGAAGACUGGUGAGCUGCGGGAACUCCAUGAGCUUCAAUUCAAGGGUCGCGUGAAGUACCAACACGCCAGCACCUUCCCUGCCGCGCUGGACACCGUGGUCCGCCACCACCAGCACGUCAUCAUCUCCACCAGUCUCUCUGCCGAUCUUCACAUGGCUGAACUCUUCAUUCAAACUGCGUUUCUGCGAAGUGCCCGAGGGAGAAGAAACAAAGGACUUACAGUUCCUUCUUCAUGUUCUGCAGGAAGAUGUGACUUUUACAAGGGGAGACAAACAUUUUUCACCUCCACAUACUGCAUGAUUGGCCAGAAGGGGAGCCCCAUUGUGCCCGCUAUCACACACAGGAUCCGCUCCCUGAUCGAGUCUGGCCUGUACGGGUACUGGCUGCUGAGCGAGAUUCCCGCCAUCACCACCUGCCGUUCCUCACCUCCCAUCACCCUCGUGAGGGCACCGCUGUCCCUCGCCAACCUGUGGGGCGCGAUGGUGGUGUUGGGUGCGGGGCACCUGGUGGCUCUGUUGGCCUUCUUGCUCGAGCUGUGCUGGGCCCGGACUUGUCACUGAAGACACUCUUCCAUGUCACCCGCUGAGGACACACGCUAUCCAUAUUGAGGAUCAUUUCCAAGCGUGACCCACACCAUGCCGAUACCAGAUCUCAUGUCUUGAGGGCCGAAAAUGUAAAAAUGUACCCUUUCAUAUGUCUGAAACAGUGAAAAAAUUGCGAAGUAAAA